Molecule: messenger RNA, 3680 nt
Organism: Oreochromis niloticus (Nile tilapia)
Lineage: Eukaryota; Metazoa; Chordata; Actinopteri; Cichliformes; Cichlidae
Gene: mmp24
Product: matrix metallopeptidase 24
Exons: 10
Coding region: 34-1902 (622 amino acids)
Biological process (GO): collagen catabolic process; proteolysis; extracellular matrix organization
Cellular component (GO): extracellular matrix; plasma membrane
Molecular function (GO): metalloendopeptidase activity; zinc ion binding
Source: RefSeq, a predicted model, not a curated record
GGCGGAGGAGGGGGGGAAUUCGGGGAUACAGCCAUGGCGACGGGAGGAGGAGGCGGAGGUGGAGGAGUGAGGCGCAGGAGGAGGAAAGCGGGGCUCCCGGGGUUCUGCUGGAAGACCUGCUACUUCCCGCUUUUGUUCUGGGUCGUUUCCGCGUGCGGGGAGGAGAAGACGUUCAUCGUGGAGACGUGGCUGAAGAACUACGGCUACCUGCUGCCUCACGACGUCCGGACAUCAGACCUGCGGCAGGAGAAGGCCAUGCAGUCUGCCGUGGCCGCCAUGCAACGCUUCUACGGCAUCCCUGUGACGGGAGUGUUGGAUGAGACGACUAUUGAGUGGAUGAGGAGACCUCGCUGUGGCGUCCCAGAUCAUCCUCACACCAGCCGGCGGCAGAGGAACAAACGCUACGCGCUGACGGGACAGAAGUGGAGAGAUAAAAGGAUCUCAUACAGCAUAUCCAACUUCACCCCCAAAGUUGGAGAGAAGGACACCCAGAGAGCGAUUCGACAAGCCUUCAAUGUGUGGCAGGCCGUCACCCCUCUCUCCUUCCAGGAGGUGCCAUACUCGGAGAUCAAGAACGAGGGCAAAGAGGCUGACAUCAUGAUCUUCUUCGCCUCUGGUUUCCACGGUGACAGCUCCCCAUUCGACGGAGAGGGGGGUUUCCUGGCCCACGCUUACUUCCCCGGCGCCGGCAUCGGAGGAGACACGCAUUUUGACUCCGAUGAGCCCUGGACGCUUGGCAACGCCAACCACGACGGUAACGAUUUGUUCCUGGUGGCGGUGCACGAGUUGGGGCACGCGUUGGGUUUGGAGCACUCCAACGAUCCCAGUGCCAUCAUGGCUCCUUUCUACCAGUACAUGGACACGCACAACUUCAAGCUGCCGCUGGACGACCUGCAGGGCAUUCAGAAGAUCUACGGCAUCCCCACAGCCAUGCUGGAACCCACCCGGCCGUUACCCACCUUACCCUCUCGACGGACGCAUUCGACCUCCGAGCGCAAACACGACCGGCAUUCCCGUCCGCCGCACCCGCCCGGUAACCGGCCCGCACUGCCUGGAAACGGCAAACCCAACAUCUGCGAUGGCAACUUCAACACUGUGGCCUUCUUCAGACGGGAGAUGUUCGUGUUCAAGGACCGGUGGUUUUGGCGUCUCAGGAACAACAAGGUGCAGGAGGGCUACCCCAUGCAGAUCGAUCAGUUCUGGAAAGGCCUGCCACCUCGCAUCGACGCCGCCUACGAGAGGACUGACGGCAAAUUUGUCUUCUUCAAAGGUGAUAAGUACUGGGUGUUCAGGGAGGUCACGGCUGAGCCAGGGUACCCUCACAGCCUGGUGGAGCUGGGCAGCUCCCUCCCCAAGAGUGGUAUCGACACGGCGCUGCGGUGGGAGCCCGUCGGGAAAACGUACUUCUUCAAAGGGGACCAGUACUGGCGUUACAACGAGGAGAAGCACACCACAGACGCAGGAUACCCCAAACCCAUCACUGUGUGGAAGGGAAUACCAGACGCUCCGCAGGGGGCCUUCAUCAGCAGGGAGGGAUACUACACCUACUUCUACAAGGGGAAGGAGUACUGGAAAUUUGAUAACCAGAAGCUGACUGUGGAACCUGGAUAUCCAAAGUCCAUCCUGCGUGACUGGAUGGGCUGCGACCAGUCCGACAUGGAGCGCUCCGGCAACAACGGUAACCCUGGGGACCGCCAGCUGCCCCCGGAUGAUGUCGGCAUCAUUGUGACCAUCAACGACGUCCCCCCGACAGUCAAUGCCAUCGCCGUGGUGAUCCCUUGCAUUCUGUCGCUGUGCAUCCUGGUGCUCGUGUACACGAUCUUUCAGUUUAAAAACAAAGGAGUCCAGCAAAACACCAUGACGCAGCACUACUAUAAAUACCCUGUUCAGGAGUGGGUAUGACAGCCAACUUGAUUUGGAAUAGGUCAAAGGUCAUGGAUUGAAGUACGGUCGAGCUGUAGUCAUGCGUUAGCUAGCUAAUGUAGGCUAAUGGCCAAAAAUGCUAGCAAAGGACAAAGCUAAUGAAUGCUUAUAGAUGUACGCACACUCAAAAGGUGUUUUGGGGAGUGGAUUCAGAUUUCUGGCUCAGAGUGGGAGAGAUUUGUUUCCUAUAGCACAUCCAGAAUGAUCUGAAAGACUUCAAAAUUCAUCUUUCUGGUUGUGCUUUUACUCAAAAUGGGAUCAUAUGAGGGGGAAACAUUGACUUUGACACCUUCUUCUGGGACGUACAAAACACCGCUCUCCUGCUCAGUGAAAAUUUAGAAAGAGGGGAGAAAGAAAGAUGCUCCUCUAAGCCAGACAUCACCUCCAAGUUUGUUUUAACAACUUGUAUAUGUGAACUGCUACAAGUCAGAUGAAAUUUAAUGAAAAAAAGAGAAACAGUUUCAAAUAUCAAACUUGAAAAUAAAAUAUAGGUAGAAAGGCCAUAACAAAAGAAAACCAAGGAUCUCUCUGUGGAUCUCUGAUGUUUGAUUUGCGUUCAGCUGUUCUGAGAUGUUAAACUGUCAAAGAGGACCUUUUUCUCUCUUUUUUCACCAUUCACUAAACACCAUCACUAUUGUCUUGGUCCAUCUAAAAUUCCCCUCAGCGCCCACAUUUUUUAAAAAGCAAAUGCAUUGGUUUACACUGAUUGGUUUCUGCAGACGUGGAAUAGCAAGUCAUCGACGUGGAAAAGCUCUACAGUCUUAUUAAUAUGCUGCACAAAAACAGGCCCCAUGAUUAGCAAAAUGCUAACACUAAACUUCUUAAACAUCCUCUCGGAUUUAAGGACGUCUAUAAAUCCAUGAAACGCCUCGUGAGACAUUUUUUUGAUGAUUGUAGAAAAUCUCAUCAUUUCUGAAGCACCAUGAACCAGGAAAAAGGAUUCAUGCCCUCCCUGUGCAUUUUACUUGAAUCUUGUUUCCUUUCAUGGCAUGUAGCAGUGGUGCCAACCACAACAGAAAGUUCAGAGUGAGUUCCUUUAAAACCAUUUCUUUCACUUAGCUUUUUUACCAGCAGGAGAUUUUCCUUUCUGUCCCUUUUUAUAUGUUAUAAAAUAUAUCGGACUGUUGUUACUGGACACGCAGAGAAAAGCUACUCAUGUUUAUGCAGCUACAAACAUAUCACUGGGUAAAUUGUAAGGGUUUAUUUUUGAGGAAUGAACUUUAACCUCGUGUCUGAUUGGCUCUUCCUCUUCUGAACAUACAUGUGAUUAAUAAUGAUUUCAGAGCUUCUCUUAAAUGUUACAUAAUAGUCAGUAUUUAUUCUCACCUCUGACUUUGUGUUUUACCACAGCAUGCACAUCAAACUUAUUUUAGUUAAGACCCGAUCAGAGUGAAAAUAAGACGGCAGUCUCUUUGUAACUAGAAAAAAAUUGGUGAAUGUUUAUCGGUGUGGCGACCGAUUACUUACGACUGCACGGGUCACCUGAUGAGGGAUACUUAGGCUACGUUCACACUGCAGGUCUUAAUGCUCAAUUCCAAUUUUUUGAUCAAAUCUGAUUUUUUUGUCUGCUUGUUCACACUACAAAUAAAAUGCGACAGUAAACGCGCUCUAGUAUGAACGCUCAAAGCGGCCCGCAUGCGCAAAAGAAGACGUCACACACAACGCGCUCUGUUUAGACCCAGAGCAAACAAUAUUGUUUGACUGAUGGUCCUUAAUAUAACGACUUCAGACUUUACGUUUCCCAACUUUUGCUUUAA